Messenger RNA from Drosophila subpulchrella, 1335 nucleotides. RefSeq lists its product as uncharacterized. Lineage: Eukaryota; Metazoa; Arthropoda; Insecta; Diptera; Drosophilidae. Bases 676 to 1248 code for a protein of 190 amino acids. Gene Ontology annotation, molecular function: nucleic acid binding. The transcript has 2 exons. The record is from RefSeq and is a predicted model, not a curated record.
GAAACCGAGUCAAACUCAUUCGAUUGGCAGGGGGAGAAAAACAUUUUUCAUAUCGUCUCAAAUUCAAUUCCAGUUUCGUUAUCAAUCUCAGAGAUAGCAGAAAGUAGUACUCAUGAUGAGGGGAUAAUGGAUGCAAUGACGUGCCUAAAGGAGGAUUCGUGGAAGCUAUCUACAUCGAGUCCAUUCUAUCCGUUUCGAUUUGAAGUGUCGACGCUCGGUAAUUUGCUGCUAAGAGGAACAAAGAUAGUGAUUCCGAAAAAUCUGCGACGGAAAGUGUUGGAGUUAGCACAUGAGGGUCACCCAGGCGAGACUGCAAUGAAGCGGCGACUCCGAUCGAAAGUAUGGACAGAGAAGCUGAAGAGUUCGUUAAAACCUGUCGUAGCUGCAUUUUGGUGUCUGCUCCGGUACGUCCGGCCCCAAUGAAGAGGCACUCGUUUCCAAAUGGCCCAUGGAAGUGUUUGGCAACCGAUCUGUUAGGCCCGCUACCAAACGGAGAAUACAUUUUGGUACUAAUCGAUUAUUACUCUCGAUAUAUGGAGUACAAAAUAACGAGGAGCAUCACAUCAAAAGUUAUAAUAAACGAGAUGGAGGAAAUUUUCGCAAAGCUAGGUUUUCCCCAAACAUUAACAGCGGACAACGGUCGCCAGUUUAUAAGCGCGGAAUUCAAACGGCGAGAUGGAGAAUAUGAAUAAAUCGCUGGUUAAACGUCUCAAAAUCGCAUAUGCGAGUAGAAGUAACAAUAAGAAGGAGUUGCAAAAGUUCGUUCUUAUGUAUAAUGUAACACCGCAUAGUACAACGGGUGCAGCUCCAACCCAGCUGAUGUACAAUCGGACGAUUCGAGAUAAAAUUCCCGGAAUUGAGGAUAUUUCGGAUCAGGAUGUGGACUCGGAGGAAAGAGAUAAGGACAUGUGCCAGAAAGAAAAAGGGAAGAAGCUAACACCAACGUUCGAUCCAACGGUUUACGAGGUGACCAGCAGAGACGGUGAUGUGGUCCAGGUAACCGGAAAUGGGAAGUCGUAUACCAGGAACGCCAGUCACCUCAAGAAAGUCGAAUCCUCUUCUGCAGUUCAGCCGGAGAAGGGCCAGUCCCCGAAAAGGACUGAUGAAUCAUUCCCGGCCAAACCAAUUGACGCGGAGCUCACCUCACAGAUGCCACAGGGAGGUCUAAAACUGCGUCUGAAAAAAAAAGGAGAGAUGUGGGAACCCGUGUCAGCUGAUCGGGAUUCGAGCCCAACACGGGAUACAUAAACUCACCACGACGCGUGUUGAAUCGCGUCGUAUGUUGAGUUCAAGAAGGAGUCGACGAUAAGCAACGAAAGCGAGCGGUAGCGAGCA